This is a messenger RNA of Phasianus colchicus (ring-necked pheasant), 4681 nucleotides long. It is a transcript of the gene NSFL1C, whose product is annotated as NSFL1 cofactor. Gene Ontology annotation, cellular component: cytosol; nucleus. Gene Ontology annotation, molecular function: ubiquitin binding. Gene Ontology annotation, biological process: autophagosome assembly; proteasome-mediated ubiquitin-dependent protein catabolic process; nuclear membrane reassembly. The record is from RefSeq and is a predicted model, not a curated record. NCBI's taxonomy places the organism in Eukaryota, Metazoa, Chordata, Aves, Galliformes, Phasianidae.
ACCCGGAGCGAUUUGCGCGCUGCACCGCGGCAAGAUGGCGGACCGGGAGGAGGCGCUGAGGGAGUUCGUUGCCGUGACGGGCGCUGAGGAGGAGCGAGCGCGGUUUUUCCUCGAGUCCGCCGGUUGGGACCUCCAGAUCGCCCUUGCCAGUUUCUAUGAGGAUGGGGGUGAUGAGGACAUCCUGACCCUCCCCCAGCCGGCACCCAGCUCUGUAUCCAGAGGCACUGCAGCCAGUGACCAUCGAGUAACGUCGUUUAGAGACCUUGUUCAUGCACAGGAGGAUGAUGAUGAAGAAGAAGAGGGACAGCGGUUUUAUGCUGGUGGCUCAGAGAGAAGUGGACAGCAGAUUGUUGGUCCUCCAAGGAAGAAGAGUCCCAAUGAGCUGGUGGAGGAUCUGUUCAAAGGAGCAAAGGAGCACGGUGCAGUGGCAGUUGAUCGGACAGCCAAAAGCAGUGGCGAGAGUAGCAAGCCUAAACCUUUUGCAGGGGGAGGAUAUCGCCUUGGAGCUACUCCAGAGGAAGAGUCUGCCUAUGUGGCAGGAGAGAGGAGACAGAACUCUGUUCAGGAUGUGCAUGUUGUACUGAAGCUCUGGAAGAGUGGAUUCAGUCUGGACAGUGGAGAAUUGAGAAGCUACCAGGAUCCAUCCAAUGCCCAGUUCCUUGAUGAUAUCCGCCGAGGGGAAGUCCCAGCAGAGCUGCGCAGGUUAGCGCGAGGCGGGCAAGUGAACCUGGAUAUGGAGGAUCACCGUGAUGAGGAGUAUGUGAAACCUAAAAGUGUCUUCAAAGCUUUUACUGGAGAAGGACAGAAACUGGGCAGCACUGCCCCUCAGGUGUUGAGCACCAGCUCCCCAGCCCAGCAGGCAGAGAAUGAAGCCAAAGCCAGUUCUGCCAUUGCUAUUGAUGAGUCGGAGCCUGUCACCAACAUCCAGAUCCGGCUCGCUGAUGGUGGGCGACUGGUCCAGAAAUUUAAUCACAAUCACAGGAUCCGUGACAUCCGGCUCUUCAUAGUAGAUGCCCGGCCAGCAAUGGCAGCAACCAGUUUCGUCCUCAUGACCACCUUCCCAAAUAAAGAGCUGACUGAUGAGAACCAGACCCUGAAAGAAGCCAACCUGCUGAAUGCUGUCAUUGUUCAGAGGUUAACAUAAAGGAACCCGUGUCUCGCUACACGCCUGCUCGCAGUGCGCAUGCAUCGUCUCAGCCUUGCGUGCACCUGCAGUGUGCAAACACAGGCUCACAUCUACUUGUAGCUCUGGGUUCUUAGGUCUUGGUUGGACUCUCUUCUCUUUAGUUGCAUUUCCUAUGGUUUUUUUUUGUUUGGUUUUUUUUUUUUUUUUUUUUGUGAUGAUCAGUGGACUUGAAAAUAAAUAAAGGAAACGAACCUGUUUUCAAAGGAGAUGCAGCCUAUUGAGCCACAGAUUCUCCCAGGAGAGUUCAGUUACCUUUGUGGAAUGUGUUUCUGUGCUCUUUAGAGGGGAAGAAGGUAAGGGGGAAGGGAGUUCCCAGGGAGCAGUUUCCCUCUGUGCCAAUCAGAUGCUCUUUGCAGUCUGUUACUCUUUCCUCUCCAGGGACUGCUGCAACACUUUUUGCACAUUAAAUAUAAAGAUACAAGAACGGGUGAUGUUGCUGUCAGGAUAAUGGUUAAUGUUACUGUGAAAGCACUGUGAGGGAAAUCUUUGUGAUACAGUUGUUGCUCAGCGUGGGGAAAGCUGAUUUGUGUGUGUGCAGGUGCAAAGGUUAGCACUGCUGGGCUGUUCUGGAGGGAAAGUCCUGAUGUUCCUUCCUUCAGCAGAACACUUAAGGUGUUUGUUACAGUUCCCACCUGCUCUGCCAGCACUUUCUCCUGCAGUUCAGACUGACUGACUGCAGGUUUUAAUUUGCUGUAUUGCAUUUCUUUGAGGAAACCCAACUUCCUGCUGAUUUUUUUGUUCUAAGGAAGGCACAAAGCUGAAUCAGCUUCAAAUGACUGAAACUACAAGGCAAACAGUAUCUUACUGGAAAGCAGAUUUUAUUUUAAGAUGAGUGAUUGAGUGUUUGAAACAGUUCAGGUGAAAAACUCGAGGCUGUAGUACCCUUUGAUUUAUUUCCUUUGCUGAGCACCACAUAGCUGAACACCUGGAAUGCUCCAGCUUUGGUCUGUCCACUGUUUUGGACUCAGGUCUCCAUUUCUUUCCUUUGGACAGAAUGCUGUGGGUGAAUUCACUGCUCAUGAGCAAGGGUCUGGUAGUGCUGGUACAGCAUUGUGUGUGCAAGUUGCCAUCUAGUGUUGUGCCACGGCACUUCUCACUGAUCUCCAACAUGCUUUCUAUCCCAGCCCUGUGCUUUGGAGCAAAACUUCAGAAGACAGUAGGCAUUUAGAUAUCAGCUAGCAAUGACAUCUGCAUUGUCCUUUGGAAAAGGUUGGGUUGCAGCUGUGGUGCAGUCCUGUUCAUUCCCUGCCUCUGUCAGCUGUGUGGAUGCUGUGCUGGGAGCACAUCUCGUGCUCUGCAGCUUCAGGUCCUUGCCUUGCUGUGAGCAGUGAGCUCUGGGUGCGUGCAGCUGGGAGGGCUGGCAGGUUGGGCAGGUUCAGCACGAGGAACUCGCUUGGCUGGGUGUACUAAUGCAGAACUGCAGGCAGCAGAGCUCAGCAAGGGCUUUUCUACAGCAAGUUGAAUUAACGUAGAUUUUUCAUUACUAAGUGGACAUAUAAUGUGCGUAACAGCAUAUUUGUAAAUUAUUGUGAAAACAACCAUUAAAGGCCCGGAAAACAGGAAAACAGCAUCUGACCCUUUCUAACGAUGGCUACCAUCUGUUCUUGUUUUGGAUGAUGUGUGUGCUGCCAGCUAGUCUUACAGCUUUGGGUUCCCCAGCUAGCAGCCUUCCCAGCGUGGAGAUGCCUUCAGCUAAAUGAGAUUAAAAGCCUCGGGGUGGUUCUGUAAGCCAUUUACUGGCAGUGAACGCGGGUUUUCACAACCUGCAGCACUGGAUGCGCUCCGUCGUGAUCACUGAGUCACCUGCGGGACCCAGCGGGAGGGAAUUCAGGGCGUUUCUACCGCUUCCCCGAGCAGCAUAUCGCGAUACCUGACCGCUUUUUGGAGAAGAAACUGUUCCGAGUAUCCAACGUGCGCCUCCCCAGGGGGCUCCCAGCCCAGUGGAGCCUUUUCCCCCGGGGCCGGAUGGUGGCAGUGCUGCCGAGGUCGGUGCCGGAGCUGCGUUCCGCUCCCCUCCAGCAUGGCGCUGCCCCGGGGCUCUGCGCUGCUCCGAGGACUGUUUCGCUUUGGGAUCUUUUUUUCUCAUUCCUCCCCCCAUAAAGGACUUCUUUCUGCGUCUUUGCAGACUUCCACACCUCCAUGUUGAGGCAGAACUCUGUAUUUCACGUGAAAAAGUGCUUCUUUUCAAUUCCCGUGUAAGAUGCAGCUCGGCUUUAUAACUGUGCUCUGAUGUCUUUCUCUGUAAUUGAGUUUUUCACAGAAUGCUGCGUUUUAGCAACUUUCCCUUCCUCCGACUGGUAUCUGUAGGACUUUUUUUAUUCUUCCCCAUUCUACGUAGUUUGUUGUUUCCUCCUCUUCCUUUUCACGUCUGCAUUGCCAAGUCCCACAGAAGUGCCUUCUGAUUGUGUUUCCUCUCCAAAGCUUUGCACAACUUCCUGGGAACUGAGCCUGCUCUCUGUAACGCUGUGUUUGCUGUUAGAUGUUUCCUGCUCCACGUUUCCUGCCAGUCUUGGAGCUUCUGCUCUUCCAGUGCCUCUGCUCAGGGAGUGCUUCAGUGCCCCGGUGUGGGCAUAACCCAUAUCUAGGUGUAGGCACACACAUUUCCAGGUGCAGCUACUGCAGUUUCUAGGUAUUGCUGUGCUUCCUGCUGCUCGUCUGGGUGAACCAUUCACAGCCCAGAUUGCUGCUUGGCUGCCUUGUGUCAGCACAGAGCUCAGGCAGCUUAGCUGCUAUGGGAAAUGGAAGCAGUGACAGGAGAUAGGAAGCAAGAAGUCCCAGAGGGCCCACCCAUGGCUAGAAAAGGGUGUCUGUAUAUGUAUAUAUACAUAUAUUUAUGUAUAUAUACUUGUUGCCUUUGUUUCUAAUCAAUUAUUUAAUUCAGUAUUGGCUCCCCAGUGCUGGAUGUCACUAAAUCUUUCCAGGAAGAGGACACAACCUUCAUGCAAUGACAUAUUGUUGGGUGGGUCUGCAGAACCCUGCUGCAUUUAUUUGGAGCUGUGAUUAAAAGGUGCUCCUGGGGUGAUUUCGGAUGUUCUGUUGGGAGUGCUUUCCUUUGAAAGCAGCACUGCUUUCCAUCCUUUGUUAUCAAGAACAAGGACCUUGAGCUGAUGUUUCUUGAAUGUUACCGUGGAGAACUGGCCUGGAGGAUUGGUGCUGCAGUCGCAUUAAAGAUGAUGUACAGGGUUUUCUUCAAAGCCUGCCACCACAGGAGAGGCUGGGAUACCUGUGUUGGAGCCUGGGGCAGCAGCAGGCCUGUGUCUCACUGCUGAGUUUAGAAAGAGUGAUGAUGCUAUCUCGUACAGCUUGCAAACGGUCUCCUUUCUGGUGGUGAGCCAGAAUGCUUACAGCUGGAGAUUGGCAAUUUCAAAGGGCAGAUUUCAUGGCACAACAAGGUUACUUUUCCUACCAGCCUGGGCGUUCACACUGGUGCUCGUACCUCAACUACAUGGCACCAUGCAGGUGAGCUGCAGAACCAUGGAGAUCACAGAAUUGCCA